AAAGGCGUUAAAAAGAGAGAGAAAAGAUUCUUGAGUGAAGAUGGGAACAGCAACGUCGUCGAUGGCGGCGAAGUUAGCUUUCUUCCCACCAAAUCCGCCGUCGUACACGGUGGUGACGGAUGAAUCGACUGGGAAGAUGAGGAUAACUGCGGAAAUGAUGCGUCACCGGAGAGAUGAGGAAAUAGAAGUGGUGAAAAUAAUGACUAAAAGAGGGAAUGAGAUCGUGGGGAUGUACAUAAAGCAUCCAACGGCUAAACUAACAGUUUUGUAUUCUCACGGCAACGCCACUGACAUAGGUCAAAUGUUCAUCAUCUACAACGAACUAAGUCACCAUCUCAAUGUCAAUCUCAUGGGAUACGAUUAUUCAGGAUAUGGGAGAUCUUCUGGUAAGCCAAGCGAGCAAGAGACGUACGCAGACAUAGAAGCAGCUUACAAUUGGCUAAAAGAAACGUACGGUAUAAAAGAUGAACGUAUCAUUUUGUACGGACAAUCUGUGGGAAGUGGACCGUCGCUUGAACUUGCUUCUCGUCUUCCACGUCUUCGAGCACUUGUUCUUCACAGUCCUUUCUUGUCCGGUCUACGUGUCAUGUACCAUGUCAAGCACUCCUUCUGGUUCGACAUUUUCAAGAAUAUUGAGAAAAUUCAACUCGUGGACUGUCCCGUUCUUGUGAUUCAUGGAACAGAUGACAAAGUGGUGGAUAUUUCACAUGGGAAGCAAUUAUGGGAGCUAUCCAAAGAAAAAUACGAACCGUUAUGGCUUAAAGGAGGAACCCAUUGUAAUCUUGAGAUGUUCCCUGAGUAUUUACCUCACUUAAGAAAGUUCAUAGGGGCCAUUGAGAAGCUUCCAGUUCCACAAUUCCGACGCCAUUCAGUAUCGGAUGAUCACAAGAAAGGGAAACAACAAUUGGAUCCGAAGAAGAGUAGUAGUUGGAUUAGGUCCAGGCAUAGCACGGAAUGUGUAACUUCUAGAGACAAAUCAAGAAAGAUGAGUAUUGGUCAUCGGCUUGGGAAGGCUAGAAACAGCACGGAUAGCUUUGAUCGUCCUAGGAAUAGCUUCGACAGGUUUGGUGAAAUGGUGAGAUCAGUUCGAUUGUGUAAUGUUGAUUGUGUGAAGAAUGCAGUUGCAAAGGCCUGAGGAUUGUUGUUAGAACCGAACCAACUAUUGUUUUUUUUUCUUUCUUAUUCGUUGGUUUCUUUGGAAAGGAGAAAAAUGUUUUGUAAACAUAUAUAUCCUUCUCAGUUUUCACUAAAAAAAAAUAGAAGAACAUUAUCUUUUAAAUUAUUUUUAAAAAAAAAAUUAUUUAUCAACUGUUUGAAGUUUGAACCUUGUUAUUCGAAUAUUGUUAACAGUUUCU
This is a messenger RNA of Eruca vesicaria subsp. sativa (arugula), 1355 nucleotides long. The record is from the annotation of a GenBank genome assembly. Lineage: Eukaryota; Viridiplantae; Streptophyta; Magnoliopsida; Brassicales; Brassicaceae.